UUUCGGCAGUUUCGAGAAGGACUUACUGUUACUCCCCUCAUGAUGGCAACUAGUGCAUUAAGACGGUCGGAUAGACGUGGAGUAACGCCUCAUCACUUAUUAUAUAUAGCUAUGAAAAUAAUGAGGAUAAGAGUAAGGGAUUCCCUCACCGUUGCGUUUAAACACGUAGGAAAAAAUGCACCAUUACUAAAGAGGAAAUACAAUCUGAGGAUUACAUUCAUAAUUGUAUUGAAAGUAAUCUCACUUUUUUACGUUCUAUACCUAAUUCAACGUGGUAUUGGUCGGAAAGAAACAAGGAUCUAUUUGCAAUGAUUAUGCAAUUAGGUAAACCGACUGUAUUUUUCACCAUAAGUGCUAAUGAAAUCGGAUGGUUGGAUUUGCUACAAUUGCUGCACAAACGGAAGACACAUGUCCAUAUUACAUUAGAGGAAAUAUCACAAUUACAUGGUGAAAAAUACCCUUAUUAAUGAAGAUGCUGUUACUUGCACUAUCUACUUUAAUAAAUUAGUUAAUGUUCUUAUGAAGAUUCUUCAAUCAAAGACAUGCAGUCCUUUUGGGAAGUACAGAAUUCGCCACUACUUCAAGCGCAUUGAGUUUCAGCAUCAAGGCAGUCCUCAUGCUCACAUCAUAGCUUGGCUUCAUAAUGCUCCAAAAGAUGCUCUCAAUGAAGAUUAUGAUGAAGCCAUUGAACUUAUAGAUCCGAGCAGUCUAAGUGUACUUUUGAGCGACGUUUACUUAGCUACCUGAGCGCGCUAAUAUACGCACCGCUCGGAGCGGUACUACCUACCUGCCUUUGUAUACAUGAGGAGCUGCUACCUUUUGUAAAUAUACUAUAUACGAAACGAAGGUAGGCUAUUUUGAAUGAAAAUGAGCACUAUGAAGAAACUGAAGGCAUAAUGUAUGGUGCAGGCAACGCUGAUUAGACGUAAGUAAGAUUUUUUCACGAUUCUUCGUUAAAGAAAACUUUAAACGCGUUUUUCUCGAAAUGACGUUUUUGGUCGGCUUGUUGAUAAAAUCUCCGAAACUAUUCAACCGAUUCUUACCAAAAUUUUACCACAUGUUCUUUAUGACUAUAGCUAUAGCGCAUAUCAUACGAAUAUGCGCUAUUUCAUAUUUUAGUAGGUAAUUACUAUUUACAUACUGAAUCUAAAACCAUUUUUUUUUUCAGAUCAUCCAAUCCAGAGAUUUUAUCAACAGCGCACACCCAUCUUUUUUUUGGACCUGUGUUCUCCCCCAUUUUUCUGUACUAAAACUGAGUGAAAUGAAUAUAAAAAAAUGUUGUUUGUGUAUUUUAAGGGUGUAUUUUUUAGGCCUAACACUUUUUAUAUCCAUAUUUAUAAUUUAUACCGGUCAGAAAACUUCCUGAAAAUAACCUUUUUUUGCCCGUCUAAUUAGGGUAGACCCCUUAAACGAAUAUAAACGAGAGAUGGUGACCCUACACUUACCAUUCCGAAACGAAGAAGAAGAAAUAUUAGCAGAGAUGAAAUUUGUUACCAUUUACGAUGAUAAUGAGGAUAUUAUUCUGCAGAGGAGACAAGAAUUCGAAUCAGACAUUGACAUUGACAAAACUAUUCAAAUUUGUAAAGAGUUAUGUCGUGAAGAAACUCCACUGGAUGAGGAUGAAAUACAGGACGCUGUCAACAGAUUUCCGAAAUAAAAUCCCUUUGAGCAAUUAUACAAUAAUCCAAAUUCAGAUGUAAAUAGUGAUCUUCGACUAGCUACACUGAAUAAACUCGGUGCCAUUGCUAAAGAAAAGGAAAAUAUCAUGUCUAGUGUGGAUUUUUGUGCAACUAUGAGGCUAAUGAAAGGCAAAGAAUGCUGCUAACACAUGUAAUCAACCGAUUAUUAUCUAAUGAUAAUAAUCCUUUAUAAAUUUUCUUCCCUGGACCAGCUGGAUGCGGCAAAACUUUCGUAAUUAAACUUAUUAUGGAAAUAUAUAAUCGGUUUUCUGACAGUGACAGGUACUGUAAUGCCUACAUCGCUUGUGCAUCAACAGGAAAAGCCGCUGUAGCAAUAGAUGGAACAACUGUACAUACUGCUUUGAAAAUAUCAUUGUCGAAAUUGUUGCCUUUGAGUAUAGAAGUCGCACAUCAAUAGAGAUCAUUAUUUAAAUAUGUCAGAGGCAUAAUAAUCAAUGAAGUAAGCAUGGUUGGUGCAGAACUUCUAGAACAAAUCGAUUUACGUCUUAAGCAAAUCACUGGUAAUUUUGCAAGGAAUUUUGGAAACUUAGAUGUAAUAUUAAUUGGCGAUUUGAGACAAUUACCUCCAGUCAAAGCAACACCGAUAUACAUAUAAGCAAAUAAAACGUAGAAUGACUGGACCGACAGUAUGGCGCGAUUUGAAAUUUUAUGAACUCACUGCAGUUAUGAGGCAAGCAAACGGUAUGUUCUCCAACGCUCUUACGAAAGUGGGAAAUGGAGGAAAACUGAACACGGAUGAAUUAGCAUUAAUUGAAUCGAGAUUCGCUAGCAAAGAAGCAGCAGAUAUUGCCUGUUCUCACGGGAUACGACUUUUUUAUUCGAAUGUAGAUGUUCAAAGGUACAAUAACUCCAUAUUAAACAUAGCAGAAAAUAAAGUAACUUCUGUAGCAAAAGAUGUUUAUACGGGCUUUCAUGAUGCUGGGCAAGAGGCUUUUCAUAAAGCAGAAGCUACAUAAAAUGUCGACAAUUGAUACAGAAGGAUUGCCUUAUCAAAUAAUAUUCGUAUUGGAUAAAUAUUAUAUGUUGACUAUUAACGUCAAUGUAUCGGGUGGAUUGGCUAAUGGUGCAGUAGGAAAACUUUGCUUCAUUGAUUAUGAUAAUAAUGGGGAAAUCAUCAGAGUUUGGCUCAUUUUUCCAAUUCUAGAAAAAUUUUGAAGGAAAAUUCGAAGCAAAGUUUCAGGAUAUAUUGCGGAUCAUAAUAUUUCAAGGUAUGCUGUACCUAUAGCCAGAAGAUCAUUUACUAUCCCACUCAACAAUAACAAAACUAUCCAUGCUAAACGUAAUCAUGUUCCACUGGUGUCUGCAUGUGCUAUAACGAUUCACAAGUCACAAAGAGCAACAUUCGAUGAAAUUGUUGUUGAUGAUGAAAUUGAAAUUUGAUGAAAAAAUGAGAAAACGCAUUCUCGGCAAUUGGUAUAUGUUGCGUUAUCAAGAGCGCAUUAAAGGACUUUAUAUUGUGACUGAAAAAAAUAAUCCUACAUUCCAUCACGGACGAAAACAAUCUACAUCAGUCAUUGAUUUACAAACUGAAUUCAAAAGGCUAUCCCUCAACAGGCUUCAAACAGUGACUGAUAUCUUAACAAAUUUCAUUUCGAAUACAAAUGGCAUAUCAAUAUAUUCAUUAAAUUGUCAAAGUUUACGAGCACAUGCUUCAGACCUCGAUGACAGUAUUACGCAACGUUUAACUAUAUUAAUUUUAUCAGAAACUUGGAUGAAUAAUGAAGAAGACGUCGAUGUCCCAAAUUUUCAUUUUGUUGCUAAAUUUAAAAGACCUGAUUGUCGAGCUGCCGGUGUAGCUAUAUUAAAAAAUAACAGAGAUAUGUCAACUAUUGUCACAUCACAGAUGGAUGUUACAUUUCGUAAUCCGCAAUCAUAUGGAUUGAAUGUAUCAGAAAUAGGAGAAAUUUGUAUAACGGAUUGUACAGCAGAAAACGGACUAAUACUUGUAAUUGUAGCUAUAUAUAUCUCGCCUAUUCAAAGCAUACAAGAUAUCAUCAAAUUCAUCCAUAGAAAUUUACUUAUUUAUACAAAAUCAGGAUCGACUCUUCUCGAAGAAAACCUUCAUGCAUUGCCAAUGAUUUUGAGUUGAGAUUUCAAUGUUGAUUCCCCAAAAGGUACAUCAAAGCCGUUAGUGGAUUUUUUGAAAUCAACAUUAGAUUUGGAUUUGUCGAAUGAUCCAAACGAAAGCACGACAAAAUAUGGAACAACGAUUGACGGAGUUUUUUAUAGAUAUUUAGCAAAUUAUUAUUCCAUAGUAUUCAUUUCAUAUUUCAGUUACCACAAACCUGUUGUUUCAUUUUUAGAGUACGAUACAAACCCUGAUCAGCCCGA
Molecule: messenger RNA, 4031 nt
Organism: Cephus cinctus (wheat stem sawfly)
Lineage: Eukaryota; Metazoa; Arthropoda; Insecta; Hymenoptera; Cephidae
Exons: 2
Coding region: 445-747 (100 amino acids)
Source: RefSeq, a predicted model, not a curated record